This is a messenger RNA of Trichomonas vaginalis G3, 1632 nucleotides long. Its product is annotated as phage tail repeat-like family. Bases 1 to 1632 code for a protein of 543 amino acids. The transcript has a single exon. NCBI's taxonomy places the organism in Eukaryota, Parabasalia, Trichomonadida, Trichomonadidae. The record is from RefSeq and is a predicted model, not a curated record.
AUGAAGAGAAUAAAUGAAAAAGGAAUUGGUGAUAUCAUUAAUGUCAGCGAUGUAAUGAUGAAAAGAAAUUUUGACUCAUUAUUUACAAAACCGAAAACAGAAUAUAGUCUUUAUGACGUAAUUACUGAAUUAAUGAAAAAGAUUAAUGAUAAUAAGAGUUCUGGCGGAAGAGUUGAAUUAGAAGUGAAUGAUGUUAAUGAGAAAUUAGCCGAAAAAGCAGACAAAAAUGAGCUUUUAGCUCUGAGUGAUAAAGUCAAGAACCAUGUUCAUUAUAUAACUUCAGACGAACAGAUUAUAACGGACUACCAUGGAUAUUUAACACGAAGUGAAGAAGUGAAGACGGAAGAUGUUAAUGAAAGAAGAUAUAAAUACAUUCGUGCUAAAGGUUAUGACAUACGCUGUACUGUACAGUAUGACACAGGUAAAACACCAGAAGUAUUUGGUUAUAACGAUGAAAUUUAUGCCUCUACUUUCUCUGUUAACGGUGUAUUAGUUGAACCAAAAUUUACAUUGAGAGUUAAGGCAAAAAUAACGUUUGAAGAUGCUAUUAAAAGUAAAGCUGACAAAGUUGAACUUGACGCAACGAACAAAGUUUUGAAAUCUCAUAAACACAACAUCUCCGAUAUAAAUGAACUUCAAGCUACAUUAGAUAAAAAAGCGGAUAAAACUUAUGUUAAUGAUGAGUUAGAGAAGAAGGUAGAUAAGGAAUAUAUGGCUAGUGAGUUAGAGAAGAAGGUAGAUAAGGAAUAUAUGGAUGAAAAAGAUAAUGAAAUUAAAGAAAGAGUUGAAUGGUAUCAUGAAUGGACAUCAAAGAUUUUUAAAACUAAAGCUGAUACAGGAUGGGUUUCAGGAUGUUUAGACCUUAAAGCGGAUAAAACUUAUGUUAAUGAUGAGUUAGAGAAGAAAGCAGACAAAACUUAUGUAGAUGAAAAUUAUGCAAAGAAGUCGGAAGUAAAUGCUGCGCUUAAUGGAAAAGCCGACAAGAACCAUACACAUGAAGAAUUUCAAACAAUCAAGAUUAAAGAAAUUAAAGCAUGCAUCGAAAUAGUAACAAAAACAGGAAGAAACGGUGCAACUGUACAAGAACAAAGAAUUUAUCCUCCUACUUUUCCUAAUGGUUUAAUAACAAACAAUAUAAAUAUUGUAGAUGGCAAAGGAUUUAUAAAUGUUAAACAUGAACUUCAAACAAUGAAGACUCAGAUUCUUGAAACCAUAUAUCCUAUAGGCUCUAUUUAUACGUCAAUGAACUCAACAAAUCCAGAAACAGUUUUAGGUUUUGGUGCGUGGGAACAGAUUGUAGACAAAUUCUUAUACUGUGCUAACUCUUCAAAGCAAACAGGAGGUUCGAAGAAAAUUAAAGAAGCAAACCUUCCACCGCACACUCAUACAGGAACUACACAUUUUUCUGGCGACCAUAGCCACUCAUUAAGAGACCACCCAUUAUACAACUCAGAGUAUGAAGCUGGCCAUGACGUUUUAUCUCCAUCUUAUAACAAUGCAGCAAAAAAGAUUUUUCGACCAACUGAACCGGGAGGAAAUCAUGUCCAUACUUUCACAACAAAUCCAACAGGCUCGGGUGAAGAUUAUAUGCCACCAUUUGUGACUAUAUUCGCAUGGUACCGCGUUCAAUGA